GGGUGUGGAAUGAAUGCAGACCCUCUCUCUCUCUCUCUCUCUGUCUCUCUGUCUCUUUCUCUUUCUCUCUCAUUCUCUGUCUAUUUACACUUCUUUUUUUAAAAAAAGAAAUAAGAUUUAGUUCUGCUCUUUGCAUCCUUGCCUGGUUUGGUUUUUUUGUUUUGCACCUUUGCAGUGGAGAAAUAUGAGUUCCCCUGUUGUUUUUUCUGCACAGGAGAGACCUCUGACAGUUUGUGGUGAGACAGCGUGCGUAUGAAUGAGGCAGCGUCAUGGCUGCGAUGAUUCCGCCGGUGAAGCUGAAAUGGUUGGAGCAUCUGAACAGCUCGUGGAUCUCGGAGGACAGCGAGUCCAUCUCCACGCGAGAGGGCGUGGCUCUGCUCUACUCCAAGCUUCUGGCUAAUAAAGAGGUGGUGCUGCUUCCUCAGCAGGUUCUGUGCCUCAAAGGUCCUCAGCUGCCCGACUUCGAGCGUGAGUGUCUGUCGCGUGAUGAACAGGAGCACUACCUGGACGCGCUGCUGGCCAGUCAGCUGGCUUUGGCCAAAACCGUGUGCUCGGACUCUCCGUUCGCGAGCGCUCUGCGCAAACGUCUUCUGGUGCUGCAGCGCGUCUUUUACGCUCUCUCAAGCAAGUACCACGACAAAGGCAAGACGAAGCAGCAGCAGCACUCGGGCGAGAGCGCGCUGAACUCCUCCGAGCUGCAGGCGGCGAGCGAGCGGCCGCGCUCCAGUACAGACGCGCUGAUCGAGAUGGGCGUACGCACGGGUCUGAGCUUACUCUUCGCUCUCCUGCGUCAGAGCUGGGCCCUGCCCACCCCUGCGCCCGGCCUCAGCCUCUGCAACGACGUCAUCACCACGGCGAUCGAGGUAGUCGGCUCGCUGCCGCCGUUAUCGCUAGCCAACGAGAGCAAGAUCCCGCCCAUGGGCUUAGACUGCCUGGUGCAGGUCACCGCCUUCCUGAAGGGCGUGAUCGCCUGCCAGUCCGGGGCGGACGUAGUGGGGCGGAGGCUGGCCUGCGAGCUCCUCCUGGGUUUAGCGGCGCAGAGAGGAUCGCUGCGUUAUCUUCUGGAGUGGGUGGAGAUGGCGCUGGCCGCCUCGGCUGGAGUCAGCAACCUGGAGCAGAACCAGAACCAGAACCAGAACCAGGAAGGCUUAAUGGGAUACGACUGCUUCAUGAACAUCCUCAUGCAGAUGAGACGAUCGUUGGGUUCGUCGGCGGACAGGAGCCAGUGGCGAGAGCCGACGCGCACUCCGGACGGUCUGUGCUCUCUGUAUGAAGCAGCGCUCUGUCUGUUUGAAGAGGUGUGUCGCAUGGCGUCGGAUUACUCGAGGACGUGCGCGAGUCCGGACAGCAUCCAGACGGGCGAGGCAGCCAUGGUGUCCGAGACGUGUGAGGUGUACGUGUGGGGAAGUAACAGCAGCCACCAGCUUGUGGAGGGAACGCAGGAGAAGAUCCUUCAGCCCAAACUCGCGGCCAGCUUCAGCGACGCACAAACGAUCGAAGCAGGUCAAUAUUGCACGUUCGUCAUCUCAUCCGACGGCUCCGUCCGCGCUUGCGGUAAAGGAAGCUACGGCCGCCUGGGUCUGGGCGACUCUAACAACCAGUCCACGCUUAAGAAGCUGACCUUCGAACCUCACCGUGCCAUCAAAAAGGUUUCCUCGUCCAAAGGCUCGGACGGCCACACGCUAGCGUUCACGAGCGAAGGAGAAGUGUUCAGCUGGGGCGACGGAGACUACGGCAAACUGGGGCACGGCAACAGCUCCACGCAGAAAUACCCCAAACUCAUACAGGGACCCCUGCAGGGAAAGGUGGUGGUGUCGGUGUCGGCCGGAUACAGGCACAGCGCAGCGGUUAGUGAGGAUGGAGAGCUGUACACAUGGGGAGAAGGUGAUUUUGGAAGACUGGGCCACGGCGACAGCAACAGCCGCAACAUCCCCAUGCUCGUGAAAGACAUCAGUAACGUAGGCGAGGUGUCCUGCGGCAGUUCUCACACCAUCGCGCUGUCGAAAGACGGACGCACCGUUUGGUCCUUCGGAGGCGGAGACAAUGGUAAGCUCGGUCACGGCGACACCAACCGCGUGUACAAGCCCAAAGUGGUGGAGGCUCUGCAGGGAAUGUUCAUCCGUAAAGUGUGCGCCGGAAGCCAGUCUUCUCUGGCCCUCACCUCCACCGGGCAGGUGUACGCGUGGGGUUGCGGUGCAUGUCUGGGCUGCGGAUCCUCCGAAGCCACCGCUCUCAGACCCAAGCUGAUCGAGGAACUGGCCACCACCCGCGUCGUAGAUAUCUCUAUAGGCGACAGUCAUUGCCUGGCUUUGUCUCAUGAUAAUGAAGUUUACGCCUGGGGGAAUAACUCGAUGGGUCAGUGCGGUCAAGGCAACUCAACCGGCCCCAUCACCAAACCCAAGAAGGUGAUUGGUUUAGACGGAGUGGCCAUUCAGCAGAUUUCUGCAGGCACCUCCCACAGCCUGGCCUGGACCGCCCUUCCCCGAGACAGGCAAGUGGUGGCAUGGCACAGGCCGUACUGCGUGGAUCUGGAGGAGAGCACUUUUGCUCAUCUGCGUUCGUUCCUGGAGAGAUAUUGUGACGGCAUCAAUAACAAAGUCCCUCCGCUGCCUUUCCCUUCCUCCAAAGAGCACCAUAACUUCCUGAAGCUGUGCCUGAAGCUCUUAUCCAAUCACCUGGCUCUGGCGCUGGCAGGGGGCGUGGCCACCAGUAUCCUAGGGCGACAGGCCCGGCCUCUUCGCAACUUGUUGUUUAGAUUGAUGGACGCGUCAGUGCCUGAUGAGAUUCAGGAGGCGGUCAUUGAGACUCUGUCCGUAGGUGCCACCAUGUUGCUUCCGCCUCUGAGGGAAAGAAUGGAGCUUCUCCACUCACUCCUUCCUCAAGGACCUGACCGCUGGGAGAGCCUCUCUAAAGGACAGAGGAUGCAGCUGGACAUCAUUCUAACCAGUCUCCAGGAUCACACCCACGUCGCGUCUCUGCUGGGCUACAGUUCUCCUCCGGAUGUCUCCGAAUCGCUCACGCUGUCGUCAGACCCCACACACACACCGGACACACACCCCGACACACACCUCGCCGAGAUCCUCAUGAAGACUCUACUCAGGAACCUGGGCUUCUACACGGAUCAGGCGUUUGGGGAACUGGAGAAGAACAGCGAUAAGCACUUACAGGGAACAUCUUCAUCUGAUAACAGUCAGCCUGCUCACCUCCACGAGCUCCUCUGCUCUCUACAGAAACAACUGCUGGCCUUCUGCCACAUGAACCCUGUCACAGAGGACUCCAGCAGCGUGGCCCUUCUCCAUAAACACCUGCAGCUUUUGCUGCCUCACGCCACAGACAUUUUCACUCGCUCAGCCGUGCUUCUGAAGGAGAGUUCUGGAAACGGCAGCGUACGUGAGAAACUACGAGAUGUGAUGUACGUGUCAGCGGCAGGAAGCAUGCUGUGUCAGAUCAUGACGUCGUUGCUGUUAUUGCCCGUGUGGGUGGCUCGUCCGCUGCUGAGUUUCCUUUUAGACCUUCUGCCGCCGUUAGACCGCCUCAACAGGCUCCUGCCGGCCGCCGCGCCGCUGGAGGACCAGGAGCUGCAGUGGCCAGUUCAGGGAGUCUCAGACUUAGCGGAGCCGGGGUGUGUGUCCGGUCCUGCACAGUCGUGGGUGUGGCUCAUGGAUCUGGAGCGCACCGUGGCUUUGCUGAUUGGGCGAUGCCUGGGGGGAAUGCUGCAAGGCUCCGCCCCCUCGCUGGAGGAACAGCAGACGGCGUACUGGCUGAAAACCCCGCUGUUCAGCAACGGCCUGGAGACGGACAUACCACAGCUAGACUCGUGUAUCAGUGCUCUCCUGGAGGCGGCUCUGUGUGGGAACGAGGAGAAGAAGCCGUUCGACUGCGCACUGCGAGCUGACAUGAGCGUGUUAGUGGACCUCGCUCUCGGAUCCACUAAAGAGCCCACACACAGCCUGUGGACCAACAUGCUGGACUACGCCAUCAGCAAGGACUGGGACAGUGCGACGCUGAGUAACGAGGCUCUGUUGGACACCGUGUCUCGCUUUGUUCUGGCGACGCUUCUGAAACACACGGGGCUGCUGGGUCACGCCGGCGGAGGGGGCAGGUAUCAGCCGUGUAAGCUGUUGGCUGAAGUGUACCGGAGUGUGUAUAAGGUGCGGAAUCGCUUGCUGGCCUGCAAGAACAUGGAGCUGGUCCAAACUCAUUCACCAUCCAGAGAACGCAGGAUCUCUGAGAAUGUGGACUCGGUAGAACUGGACCCACAGGAACACGCUUUCACUCGGACCAUCGACGAGGAGGCAGAACUGGAGGAACGAGCCGACCGAGAGAGAGACCGAGAGGACAGCCAUCAGGAGCAGGAGGAUGACGAGGAGAGGGAGCAUGAGGUCAUGACCGCAGGAAAAAUUUUCCAGUGUUUCCUCUCGGCGCGGGACGUGGUGCGAAGUCGAGAGCGAACCCGAACGAGCAGCAUCGGCGUCCCGGACGAGUCUGUUCAGCCUGGCCAGGAGCGCAGGAACAGCGCCCCCUUACAGGACAGUCAAGACCUCUACACCACCACCUGCAACGGCAUCAUCCAUCGCUGCGCCAUGCUCCUGAUGGCCGUCACCCCGACGCUCACGCAGACCACCAAUGAGCAGCCGGCUUUGAGCGCCGCCAUGCAGGACGCAGGCGGGUUUAUGACCAGGAGCGAGAGUUUGUCCACUGAGAGUCGUUCCAUCCAGAGCGGUCCGAGUUACAGACUCACUAAAUCCAGAAGCGAGUCUGAUCUCUCCCAGCCCGAGUCUGAUGAAGAAGGAUACUCACUGAGUGGUAAGAGGAAUGUUGACCUGGAUUUGGCGUUCACUCAUAAAAAGAGAGAUUUUGCACACAGCACUCCGGACUCUGCCGACUGGUUCGGCCGGCGUUUGGGUCGCGAGCGCUUGUACAGCUCCCCUCAGUCUUAUGAGGAGUCUGACAUGGACCUGAGCUGCAUGCUGCAGAUCCACACGCUCAUCGACAACAUCGUCAGCUUCAUCAGUGGCGAUGUGGGAAACACGCCCGGAUUCAAGGAACCAGAGGAGAGCAUGUCAACUAGUCCUCAAGCUACGAUCAUCGCCAUGGAGCAGCAGCAGGGCAGAGCGGAGCUGCGAUUAGACGCCCUUCAUCAGAUCGUGGUUUUGAUCUCUGGGAUGGAGGAGAAAAGCAGUCAGGCUGGAGAAGAGGGCGUGGCCGGGCGUGGUCCCGCCGCCUUUCACUCCGCCUCCUUGCUGACGUCAGUGAGACUGCAGUUCUUGGCAGGAUGCUUCGGCCUCGGCGCCUGUAACGGCGGACUGAAGGGUGAGAGCGUCCAGCUACACCACUACCAGGACGGCAUUCGAGCUGCUAAAAAGAGACUACAGAUGGACAUUCAGACAGCAGUGCACAAAAUCUACCAGCAGCUUUCCAUCACACUGGAGAGAGCUCUUCAGUCUAAUAAACACCAUAUAGAGGCUCAGCAGCGGCUGCUGUUAGUGACCGUAUUUGCCCUCAGCGUGCGUUACCAGCCCGUGGACGUUUCGCUGGCCAUCUCCAGCGGGCUGCUAGACGUGCUCUCUCAGCUGUGCGGUAAGGAAACCCUGCUGGGACACACUCUCCAGCUCCUGCACAAACCCGCCGGCUCCCAGCUCAGCACAGCGCUCAAAGUGGCCAGCACCCGACUGCUGCAGAUCCUCGCCAUCAGCACCGGGACGUACGCUGAUCGGUUGAGCCCGAAAGUGGUUCAGGCUCUGUUGGACCUGCUCUGUAGUCAGCUGAAGACUUUGCUGUCGCAGGCUGCAGGAAGUGUCCUGAGCACAAGUCCAGAGUCUGAGGAGAAGACGGAGGACGGAACAGACAGCACGAAAAAAGACUUCAGGGCGUUACUGCGCAAGCAACACACGGCAGAGCUCCAUCUCGGAGACUUUCUAGUGUUUCUGAGAAGAGUCGUAUCUUCCAAAGCCAUCCAGUCCAAGAUGGCGUCUCCUAAAUGGACUGAAGUGCUGCUUAACAUCGCAGCGCAGAAAUGCUGUUCAGGCGUUCCACUCGUGGGGAAUUUGAGGACACGGCUUCUGGCCCUGCACGUCCUGGAGGCUGUACUUCCUGCCUGUGAAAGUAGCGUCGAGGAUCAUCAAAUGACGCAGGUGGUUGAAAGGUUGUUCUCUCUGCUGUCGGACUGCAUGUGGGAGGCUCCUGUCGCUCAGGCCAAACACACCGUCCACCUGAAGGAGAGAGAGCAAGAGGUCAAACUCCAGGGUGAGGCAGAGGAGGAGGAAGCGAACCUGCCUGUUCAGGAAGUGAUCUUCGACCCUGAGAAGGCGCAGUGCUGCGUGGUGGAAAACGGACAGGGUCUGACGCACGGCAGCGGCGGGAAAGGCUACGGCCUGGCUGCUACAGGCAUCUCAUCAGGCUGCUACCAGUGGAAGUUCUACAUAGUGAAGGAGAACCGUGGGAACGAGGGAACGUGCGUGGGCGUGUCUCGCUGGCCCGUACACGACUUCAACCACCGCACCACGGCCGACAUGUGGCUGUACCGCGCUUACAGCGGCAACCUGUACCACAACGGAGAGCAGACGCUCACGCUGUCCAGCUACACACAGGGCGACUACAUCACCUGCGUGCUGGACAUGGAGGCUCGCACCGUGUCCUUCGGCAAGAACGGAGAGGAGCCCAAACUGGCUUUUGAAGACGUGGACGCUACAGAGCUCUACCCAUGCGUGAUGUUCUACAGCAGCAACCCGGGAGAAAAGGUCAAAAUCUGCGACAUGCAGAUGCGAGGAACGCCGCGCGACCUUUUACCCGGCGACCCCAUCUGCAGUCCCGUGGCCACCGUCCUUGCCGAGGCCGUGUCUCAGCUGGUGAGGAUCCUGCACCGCUCGGACGGCUGGACGCAACCCAUCAACCGGUGCAUGCUCCAGCGUCUGCAGCAGAUCCGCGGCUGUCUGCGCGACGGCGCUCCGCCCCCGGGCGGCGCGAGACUCCGUAAGAGCCGCUCGGCUCAGAGCCGUGACGAACAGGACGAGGCGAAGGAAGAGGACAGGGACGAGGAGCGAGGCAGAAGCGGCCGGGAGCUGACAGAGGUGCAGCUGCGUACGCUGUGUAACCUGAUAUGGCCCGUGCUGGCGGUGAUCGGAGGCGUGGACGGAGGGCUGAGGGUCGGCGGUCGCUGCGUGCACAAGCAAAGCGGGAGACAUGCCACCCUGCUGGGCGUGGUGAAGGAGGGCAGCAUGUCGGCCAAGGUGCAGUGGGACGAGGCAGAGAUCACCAUCAGCUUCCCCGCUUUCUGGUCACCUAGUGACACGCCGCUGUAUAAUCUGGAGCCGUGUGAGCCGCUGCCGUUCGACGUGGCGCGUUUCCGAGGUCUGACGGCUGCGCUGCUCCUGGACCUCACCGCUCUGGCUUCGCUGCAGGACGACGGCGCCAAGCUCUCACCUUCCUCCUGCUCCUCUUCUUCCUCGCGCCGCCACGAGCGCCGACACCGGCACGAGCCUCAUGAGCCUGAGACUGAAGACGUGCCGGGCGACCUGCGUGUCUCUCACAGCCUGGAUGAAGUGCGCUCUCACGCCCACACCGCUGCCCACGCUGAACCCCAAAAGGCCCCUGUGCUGGCCGAGGUCCACGCCGUGCAGCUCUCCUACCUCUGCCUCGGCGCCAUGAAGAGCCUGAGCGUCCUGCUGAGCUGCAGCAAGUACGCCGAGCUCCUGCUCAUCCCCAAGGCAGUGCCUGACAGCGGCCACAACUCCGACUGCGGCAGCCCGAGCAUCAGCGUCUCACAGGAGGAGGCGGAGAUGCGCUCGGCUCUGCAGUUCCUCAUGAGACACAUGGUGAAGCGGGCCGUGAUGAGGUCACCCAUUAAACGCGUGCUGGGAUUGGCCGAACUGGAGCGGGCACAGGCCAUGAUCUACAAACUCGUCGUCAAUAGCGUGAUGGAGGAGCAAGAGGGCGGGAAAAACAAACAAUCGGAUGGUGAGAGUGAGGAGCUGGAAGGUGAGCAGCAGUUCCAGACGCCGGUCACCACCUCACCUUCUGCCUCCAGCAGCACCUCAUUUAUGAGCUCCUCUCUAGAGGACACCACCACGGCAACCACGCCUGUCACCACGGCAACCACACCUGUCACCGAUGCUGAGACGGCGCCGGCCUCGGAAUCACCAGGAGUUAUGCCCCUCAGCCUGCUCAGACAGAUGUUCUCCAGCUACCCCACCACCACGCUGCUACCCGCUCGACGAGCUCAGACGCCUCCGGUCUCGUCCCUGCCCACGUCUCCGUCAGACGAACACGGUCGGAGACAGAGUUUCACCUCACCUGAGUCUCAGCCUGCCAGAACUACCAACAGGACAGCGCUGUCGGACCCCAGCAGCCGUCUCUCCACAUCUCCUCCUCCCCCCGCCAUCGCUGUACCCCUGCUCGAGAUGGGGUUCUCCCUCAGACAGAUUAUGAAGGCUCUAGAAGCCACAGGUGCGCGAGGUGAGGCCGACGCCCAGAACAUCACGGUCCUGGCCAUGUGGAUGAUCGAGCACCCGGGCACUGAGGACUCGGAGGAGCGCACCAUGUCUUCUGACUGCUCGGGGGCGGCCGGAGGAGGUAAGAGUGCGGAGAGGAGCUACCUGCGCUCACCUGGAGACAUUCCCAACGCGGACGCCGCAGAGCCGGAGGAGGGAUUCAGCGAAAGCCCUGAUGGAUUAGAUCAAGACUCCGCCUCUGCCUCCACUGGCCACGCCCCUCGUGGGCGCUCAGCCGCCAGUAGGAAGCAUCGCUUUGAUCUGGCAGCACGCACUUUACUGGCUCGUGCAGCUGGACUGUACCACUCGGUGCAGGCCCACCGCUCUCAGGUGCGCAGGGAGGGGUCAGGGCUGCAGCAGGACUCGGGCUCACUGGGCGGAGUUUACGACUUCAACCUGGACGAGGAGCUGGAGCUGGACCAAGAGGCGAUGGAGGCCAUGUUCACCCAGGAGCUCGCUUCAGACUCGGACAUCCUGGGAAUGUGGAUUCCGGAGGUACUGGACUGGCCAACAUGGCACGUGUGUGAGUCAGAGGAGCGUGAGGAGGUGGUGGUGUGUGAGCUCUGCGACGUGAACGUGUCCGGCUUCAACCAGCACAUGAAGAAGAGUCAUCCAGGAUGCGGGCGGAGCGCCAAUCGGCAGGGUUACCGUAGCAACGGGUCCUACGUGGACGGCUGGUUCGGGGGCGAGUGCGGGAGCGGGAACCCGUAUUACCUGCUGUGCGGCAGCUGCAGGGAAAAGUACCUCGGCAUGAAGAGCAAGCACAAAGGAGUGGUGCCGGAGAGAUAUAAGGGCCAGGCUCCAGACCUGCUGGGAAAACAGGACAGUGUGUAUGAAGAGGACUGGGACAUGCUGGACGUGGACGAGGCGGAGAAGCUGACGGGCGAGGAGGAGUUCGAGCUGCUUUCAGCGCCGCUGGGACUCACGGAACGCAAACCCGUCCCCGAGGCUGUUCACUUCCCCGACACGGACCCCCUCGGAGCCUCUGUCGCCAUGGUUACUGCCACAAAUAGCAUGGAGGAGACCCUGCUGCAGAUAGGCUGCCAGAGUUCGGUGGAUAAGAGCUCGUCGGGUCGCAUGUGUUUGGGCGAGCAGGCGGCGGGGCUUCAGAGUUCCGCUGAUCGUAUGGUGGCUUUGAGGAGAGUCACAGCAGCUGCUCAAGUCCUGGUGGCCAGAACCAUGGUGAUGAGAGCGCUGUCUCUGCUCUCGGUCAGCGGUUCCAGCUGCAGUCUCGCUGCUGGACUGGAGUCCCUGGGUCUGACGGACAUUAGGACCCUGGUGCGUUUGAUGUGUCUGGCCGCGGCCGGUCGCGCAGGUCUCUCCACGGGUCUCGCCUCAGGCCCCGGCGCUUUAGAGCGGCCACGUGGAACCAACAAACCCACUAAACCCAUCUCCUGCCUGGCCUACCUCAGCACCGCGGUGGGCUGCCUCGCCUCGAACAGCCCCAACGCCGCCAAGCUGCUCGUCCAGCUGUGCACUCAGAACCUGAUUUCAGCAGCUACAGGGAUGAACCUGACCACAGUGGACGAUCCGAUUCAGAGGAAGUUCCUGCCCAGUUUCCUGCGGGGCGUGGCCGAGGAGAACAAACUCGUCACGUCGCCGAACUUCGUAGUGACGCAGGCGCUGGUGGCGCUGUUAGCCGAUAAAGGAGCGAGACUGAGACCCGGUUACGACAAGGCUGAACUGGAGAAGAGAGGGUUAAUUUCCUCUCUCUAUGCCCACCUUUCCUGCCCCCCCCCUGCUCUAGGCCCGUUGGAGCUGGCCAAUGCGCUGGCGGCGUGCUGCCUGUCGUCCCGCCUCUCCUCGCAGCACCGUCAGUGGGCCGCGCAGCAGCUGGUGCGUACGCUCGCCGCCCAGGACCGCGACAACCAGAGCCGACCGCAGACCUUCGCCGACAUGGCGGGCGACUUACGCAAGUGUUCCACCAUCAAGCUAGAGGCUCAUCAGGGCAGAGUGAUCUCCUGCGGUUGGUGCAAUAAGAAAGGUCUUUUGGCGACCAGCGGGAGUGACGGAACCGUCCGGGUCUGGAACGUGAACAAGAACCAGUACACCCUGCAGCAGACGUGCGUCUUUAACAAAACAGACGGUUCCCCUGAGGAGUGUUCUAGCGGACUGGGUUCUCCAGGUGAGCCGAGCCUGGCGCCCGUGGCCUGGAGCGUGAGCGGCAAGUUUCUAGCAGCAGCCAUGGAGAAAGUGGUCAACAUCUGGCAGGUCAACGGUGGGAAGGGUUUGUUGGACCUGCAGCCUCACUGGGUGUCGUCGCUGGCGUGGCCGGAGAACGAGGCGGGGUGUCUCUGGGCCGGAGAGCCUCGAGAGCUCCUAUUGGUUGGUCGCAUAGAUGGAACCCUGGGCCUGCUCGAAGUUCUAGAUGCCUCGAACAUGCAGAGAACCGAACUACUGCACUGCUACAGGAAAGAUGUGGCUGUGAUGAACAUCGCGUGGUACAGCGAGGAUCGACCGUUUGCUGUCGGCUACGCUGACGGAAAGCUUCUGAUUGGCUGUAAAGAAGCGCUGGAGAAUGGAUCUGUGGUCGUCAUCGAUGCUCAUAAAGAAAGCAUCAGUUCCCUGCGCUGGGCUCCAGGUGGGCAGAUUUUAUUAAGCUGUGCCAAAGAAGAGACGGCGUGCCUGUGGGCGGAGUCUGGGGCGGGGCUUGGGCGGAGCUGGGUGUGUCUUCAGAGCAUCGCUCACCCAAGUGUAGUGAAUGCUGUCGCCUGGUGCGGUCUCUCCGGACAGGGACCUAAAGCACUGAACAUGCUGGCUACGUGUUGUCAGAACGGCUUGGUGUCUGUAUGGACCGUGCCUCAGGACCCCGCAGCGUUCUCUCAGUCCAGCUCAGCCAGAACAGAUGCAUGGUGGGAAACGGACUCCAAGUCGAAACCCAGGUUUACCCCACAGUGGCGCGAAGCUGCAGUGUGUGUCUUCCAGCUGCGAGGUCACAUGACUCCGGUUAGGACGAUAGCGUUCAGUCCUGACGGUCUCGCUCUGGUGUCCGGUGGCGUUGGAGGUCUCCUGAACAUCUGGUCUCUCCGAGACGGCUCUGUGCUACAGACGGUGGUUGCCGGCUCGGGAGCGAUACAGAACACCGUGUGGAUCCCGGACGUCGGCGUCGCCGUCUGUUCCAACCGCUCAAAGGACGUUUUGGUUGUGAACUGCUCCCCUGAGUUCAUGGCUGCUAAUCACAUGUUAGCGACCUGCCGCACUGCGCUGAAGAAGCAGGGGAUUGUGGGAUUGAACAUGGCUCCCUGUAUGAGGACUUUCCUCGAGAGACUUCCCAUCAUGCUUCAGGAGCAGUACGCUUACGAGAAGCCACACGUGGUGUGUGGAGAGCAGCUGAUCCACAGUCCGUACAUGCAGUGUUUGGCGUCUCUGGCCGUCGGACUGCAGUUGGACACGUUACUGUGUCGCCCCCCGGUGCCUCUUCACCUGUCGCACUGCUCCGCCCAGCCUGGCUCUUCCUCAUCCUCAUCCUCGUCCUCCUCUUCCUCCUCAUCCUGUCCUUCCUCACACCUGCACUCAUGGGGCAGCAGCGAGUGGGCGUGGCUACACUGCUUCUCCACCACCGUGAAGACGGCCGAGGCGCUCGCCCGCGGUCACACUUUCCCAGAAUCCUUCAGUGUGCCUGAUCUGGAGCCCGUGCCCAAGGACAAGAUGGCGCUGCUGAUGGACAACAGUAAAUGGGCUCCUGGGUUGGAUGAGCAGUUGAUGUCGUGGGCGACGUCCAGACCCGAGGACUGGCACCUGGGUGGGAAGUGUGACGUGUAUCUGUGGGGCGCAGGACGCCACGGUCAGCUCGCUGAGGCCGGACGGAACAUUCUGGUGCCGACGCCUGCUGCGUCUUUCUCUCAGGCUCAACAGGUUGUGUGUGGGCAGAACUGCACGUUUGUGAUUCAGGCGAACGGAACCGUCUCGGCGUGUGGAGAAGGCAGCUACGGCCGUCUGGGUCAGGGCAACUCGGACGACCUGCACAUUCUCACCGUCAUCUCAGCACUACAAGGGUUUGUAGUGACUCAGCUGGUUACGUCGUGCGGCUCUGACGGACACUCGAUGGCUCUGACCGAGAGCGGUGAGGUUUUCAGUUGGGGAGACGGCGACUACGGCAAACUGGGCCACGGCAACAGCGACCGCCAACGCCGACCGCGCCAGAUAGAGGCUCUGCAAGGAGAGGAGGUGGUGCAGAUGUCGUGUGGGUUUAAACACUCGGCCGUCGUCACGGCAGACGGUAAGCUCUUCUGCUUUGGGAACGGAGACUACGGCAGACUCGGCCUGGGAAACACGUCCAAUAAGAAACUUCCAGAAAGAGUCACGGCUUUGGAGGGCCAACAGAUCGGCCAGGUGGCGUGUGGACUAAACCACACACUGGUGGUGUCGGCCGAUGGAUCGACUGUCUGGGCGUUUGGAGACGGAGAUUACGGAAAACUCGGUUUGGGAAAUUCGACUGCUAAAUCAUCACCACAGAAAGUGGACGUUCUGUGUGGAAUUGGAGUGAAGAAGGUGGCGUGUGGAACCCAGUUCUCUGUCGCUUUGACCAAAGAUGGAAAUGUUUACACUUUUGGGCAAGAUCGCCUGAUUGGUCUGCCAGAGGGACGUGCACGCAAUCACAACCGCCCGCAGCAGGUCCCCGCCCUAGUGGGCGUGUUUAUCGAGGAUGUCGCGGUGGGGGCGGAGCAUUCGCUCGCUCUGGCGUCUACAGGAGAUGUUUAUGCCUGGGGGAGCAACUCUGAGGGACAGCUCGGUUUGGGCCACACCAACCACGUACGAGAGCCGACGCUCAUCACAGCUUUGCAGGGUAAAAACAUCCGGCAGAUUUCAGCAGGACGCUGCCACAGUGCCGCAUGGACCGCUCCGUCAGUGCCACCCAGAGCACCAGGCUCGUCCAUGCCGCUGCAGCUGGGUCUGCCCGUGUGUGUGCCGCCGCAGUACGGCGCUCUGAGAGACGUCAGCAUGGAGGCGCUGAGAGCUCGGCUACGUCUGCUCUACCACUUCUCUGACCUCAUGUACUCCUCCUGGAGACUGCUAAACCUCAGCCCUAACAACCAGAGCUGCACGUCUCAUUAUAACCCGGGGACGUGGGGAAUCGUCCAGGGGCAGCUGCGCCCUCUGCUGGCUCCACGUGUGUAUAUGCUCCCGAUGGUGCGCUCCAUCGGCAAGACCAUGGUGCAGGGCAAGAAUUACGGCCCUCAGAUCACCGUCAAGAGAAUCUCCACUCGCGGGAGGAAGUGUAAGCCCAUCUUCGUGCAGAUCGCUCGGCAGGUAGUGAAGCUGAACGCGUCUGAUCUCAGGCUGCCGUCUCGGGCGUGGAAAGUGAAGCUGGUCGGAGAAGGAGCGGACGACGCAGGAGGAGUUUUUGACGACACGAUUACUGAAAUGUGUCAGGAGCUUGAGACCGGAGUGGUGGACCUGCUCAUCCCAUCUCCUAAUGCCACCGCAGAAGUGGGCUACAACAGAGACAGGUUCCUGCUGAACCCCUCAGCGUGUCUGGACGAGCAUUUACUGCAGUUUAAGUUCCUGGGCAUCCUGAUGGGCGUGGCCAUCCGCACCAAGAAACCUCUGGACCUGCAUCUGGCUCCGAUGGUGUGGAAGCAGCUGUGCUGCAUCCCGCUGACGCUGGAGGACCUGGAGGAGGUGGACCUGCUGUACGUCCAGACGCUCAACAGCAUCCUGCACCUGGAGGACAGCAGCAUCACGGAGCAGAACUUCCACGAGAUGAUUCCUCUGGAUUCGUUCGUGGGUCAGAGCGCUGAUGGGAAAAUGGUGCCCAUCAUUCCGGGAGGAAACAGCAUCCCGCUGACCUUCUCCAACAGGAAGGAGUAUGUAGAGCGUGCCAUAGAGUACCGGCUACACGAGAUUGACCGGCAGGUGGCGGCCGUGCGGGAGGGCAUGUCGUGGAUCGUGCCGGUUCCUCUGCUCUCGUUGCUGACGGCUCGGCAGUUGGAGCAGAUGGUGUGCGGUCUGGCGGAGAUCAGCGUGGAGGUGCUGAAGAAGGUGGUGCGUUAUCGGGAGGUGGAGGAGCAGCAGCAGCUCGUGCAGUGGUUCUGGCAGACGCUCGACGAGUUCUCUAACGAGGAACGCAUGCUGUUCAUGCGCUUCGUCUCCGGACGCUCGCGUCUCCCUGCGAACACGGCCGACAUCUCACAGCGCUUCCAGAUCAUGAAGGUGGACCGGCCGUACGACAGUCUUCCCACAUCUCAGACCUGUUUCUUCCAGCUCCGCCUCCCGCCCUAUUCCAGCCAAUCAGUGAUGGCGGAGCGGCUACGCUAUGCUAUCAAUAACUGUCGUUCAAUCGACAUGGACAACUACAUGCUGUCUCGGAACGUGGACAACACGGAGGGCUCAGACACCGACUACUGACCGAGCCUCAACGCACAAAGACACGCUGAACUCCGAUUCGGCUCUUUUUAAACGUUCAACACAAAAACCCACUGUUUUUAUUUUCACCUCUUUUAUUAGCCGUUAAAGCAGCCAGGUGGAGUUCACGAGGGCCAGAGUAUCAAUUAGGAAAUAUUCUGUUUUCUCUCUUUUUUUUCACAAUUCUUCUUGACUCCGCCUUUCUCCCAUCUCUCUCUCUUUUUUUUUUUUUAGGAUUAUUCUGCAUUAACAUUUUCAUUUAAUUAAAGAAAAAAAAAAAUCUAAAAUUGAUAAAAGGAAAUGAUAUUGUACAUUGUGUAUAAUGCUUCAUUAGAAAUUGUUUUAAGUCCAUAUUUAUUUUGUUUUAAUUUUGGAAUUGCCUACACCCCGUUUCAUAAUAGUGAGAAUUAAAAGCUUCAAACUUGCA
Messenger RNA from Pangasianodon hypophthalmus (striped catfish), 15261 nucleotides. RefSeq names its product HECT and RLD domain containing E3 ubiquitin protein ligase family member 1 (gene herc1). The transcript is spliced from 78 exons. Lineage: Eukaryota; Metazoa; Chordata; Actinopteri; Siluriformes; Pangasiidae. Bases 270 to 14837 code for a protein of 4855 amino acids. Gene Ontology annotation, molecular function: ubiquitin-protein transferase activity; protein binding. The record is from RefSeq and is a predicted model, not a curated record.